Epinephelus moara (kelp grouper) is the source of this 1577-nucleotide messenger RNA. It is a transcript of the gene dand5, whose product is annotated as DAN domain family, member 5. The coding region runs from base 146 to 922 and encodes 258 amino acids. The transcript has 2 exons. The record is from RefSeq and is a predicted model, not a curated record. Gene Ontology annotation, biological process: determination of heart left/right asymmetry. Lineage: Eukaryota; Metazoa; Chordata; Actinopteri; Perciformes; Serranidae.
ACCAUUUGGAACCUUGGACCAUUUCACCACACAAAUAUUUAUUUAUUUUUAUUUAAUUUAGCUAAUUUUUAAGUUGUUUAGGCAGUUUUUUUUAUGCAAAUUGCAUAUUUUAUAUUUUGAGAAUUGUGCCUUUUUGUGUCAGAGAAUGGCUUUCCCUAUCAGCCUUGUCUUUUUGUCGAGUUGGACAGCUGUAGCUUUUACAUUCCCUCACAAUACUUUUGGCAACAUUAUUAAAGGGUCAAGAGUCGAAUUUGAAUCAUCUGGCAGCGGGCUGGACGAACCUGUCCGGGGAAUUGUUAAGGUUGUGCAGCUGGACCCUCGCGCCCUGGCCCGGUCAGAGUUCUUCAGAGGGGCACUGAACCCCAGAAGAGCCCCCUCUCUCAGCUCCAGAGUGUCCUUCCCUGCAUUCUUGUCUCAUGGGCGUCCAGGUCCGGCCCCCAAAACCCCAGUGAGUCCAUUGCACCACCUGCGCCCUAAAAGCCCCACUGAGAGGGAACUAAAGAAGAAGCAAGGCCUGCAGAUGUGGCAGAGAGCCAUGAAUAAAGGAGAGAAGAUGAGCAUUUCCCUGCCGGUCAACCUGAAGGACACUAAACAGACGUGCACUGCUGUACCUUUCACUCAGCGCGUGACAGCAGAUGGAUGUGACACAGUGACAGUGCACAACAAGCUGUGUUUCGGCCAGUGCAGCUCCCUGUUUGUCCCAUCCGAAGGGGAGUUUGCUGGGCUUGGUACCGGGAGAGGGGCCCUCCACCACCAGGCCCCCUGUUCUCGCUGCGCCCCAUCCAAAGCACUCACUGUGACUGUGCCCCUGCGCUGUGGAGCUGAGGUCCGGGAGAAGCGAGUGAUGGUGGUGGAGGAGUGCAAGUGUGAGACAAGCCGAGAAGAAAAGAGUGCUGAGGCUGCAGCUUCCACACACCUGUAACUGUGUAACAUUUGCUACAGUUGAAAUAUGGAGUAGAGGGGUCAGCAUAGGUGUAGAUCUUGGCGGGGGGAUGCAGGGGACACAUUCCACUCAGUAUUUACAACAUGUGCAUUUGUCACUCCCAAUUAAAAACAUGAAAGCAGAGGACUUUUGACAAAAUUAAAGACAUUUACACCAAAAAUUCCUUUAACAGAAUUCAGGAAAUUACGUGUUAGAUACUCCAAAAGCCCUGUUUCAUAUGUGUUCCCCGUAGUGUUGAAACAAAACCUACACCCUUUGAGGCGGAUAAAGAUUUUCAUUUGGACUGGAACCUUUAUUCUCCAUCAAAUCACUGCCAAGAUAUGGACAUUAUUUUUCAUAACUUGUCUGAUAAUUAUAUAGACACUUGUAAAGAGUACUUACAUACGUGUUUGUGUGUGUAUCUGUGUUUGUUGAUGAGCCUGAAUGUGUUAUUCAGAUUAAAGAUUCUGGUGGUUUAUUCCACCACUGAAUGAUGACAAAAUGACCUAUAUUUUGGUCAUGCAAUUUUCUGCUGCAACAGAGGAGUUGUCCACACUGGACUUGUGUUAUAGAGUUAAAAAAAUGUGUUUAGAUUAAUCUAAACUGAAAUAUUGUGCUCUGUAAUAUUGUCAUUAAAAUGUCCUAUUUGUACACA